Molecule: messenger RNA, 2670 nt
Organism: Acaulospora colombiana
Lineage: Eukaryota; Fungi; Glomeromycota; Glomeromycetes; Diversisporales; Acaulosporaceae
Source: the annotation of a GenBank genome assembly
ACCCCAAACUCGAUGGAGACGACUGGCUUCCUGGGUUCCUUGCCCACGACUUUCCACCUCUAUCCAUCAUGUUCUAGCUCGCUUGUAGUGCUGUCCUCGAACAAUACGACCAUGGCGGCAUUGUCCACUAUGUACGGUGCUUGGCAGCAUGAGGCCGACUUCGAAUUUGAGCGGUCCGUCCACCCUUGGUGCCUCGCAUUGCCCUGCCGCAAAAUCAUGCCAGGUAAAGGCAGCAAGAAGGACAACGAAGAUUCCACUGUUCUCUCUUCGGAAGAACACGAUGAUGCAACCAGCAACCGGAAAGCGGCAUCAAAACGUCAUAAAACUAAGGAACCUACUCCAGCUCCAGCCCACCCCCGCUCACGUCGUAAUACCCCUGCCCCCUCCAGUGAACGGCAAGGCCCCGUUACCAGGAGCUCAUCUGUGACCCGCGAGCUCGCACCAAUAGGCAGGGGCAGCAAAGGCAAUAAGGAAACUCCCAAACCAAGGCCUGGGCGCUCUCGCAAGGAUGCACCAACACCUCUUUCCGUACAGAGGGAUGCAACGCCCAUGGAGGAGGAGGUCCUGAGGAUGAACAUCGACGAUAUUGAUGAUAUCGAUGAUCGCCUAAGCCCUAUAGAAGAGAGCAAUGAGGAACGGGCUAUGGAACACGAUAAUGAUGAUGACAUCGAGCCUGUUAUGGAGGAACCCGCAUUCGCACCAACUCCCAAUACAGACAUUGAAGAGCAUCCUCAAAAUGUGCGGAGUUCUGCCCCACCCAAUCUCUCACCUUCGAGGAAGCGCCCACAUAGUCGCUCCCCUUCUCCCCCAAACAAGGUCCAUCAUACCACUCAUCGUACUGUUGCCGGUCGCUCCGCUUCCGUGAGCAUUGAAACGUCGCCUCAUAGGCGGAAUAAGGCUUUCUCUCAACAACAACUUGUCAUGCCUCCCCGCCGUCCUACCUUAGAAGGAUUAGACAUCACAAGUAAUGACCAGCCUAGACGAGAGCCAUACAAUCGUCCAUCACCAACAGUGUCUUCUUUGACCAAGAAGCCAUCAUCUCGCCCUCCCAAUCCCAAUGUCAAGCCAGGUAAUACUGCAAAGUCACAUCCCCCUAGUACGACUGUUCAAAGGCAGGAUGUUCCUGGUCGCAAGGGUCAUAAUUCCAAUGCUGGGGCCCCAGACAAGGUCAUCGAUAAGCCCACUGCAGCCAGACCUACCCCAAACCACCGCAAUCAAAGCCAACCCCGCAAAGAUGACCUGCUCUCUCAUCGUCUGGACAUCAACAAAGCUACCCCUGAGCAUGACCGUUCCACAGCAAUCGCACUUACAACUGAGGAGGAGGAACCCCUUACAGCGAAGGGGAAAAAGAGGAAGUCUAACAGACGUGCUCCAGAUGAUGAGCGCGAUCCUGAAGGAACCACCGAUGCCCCUAUCAAAAAGCGUCAUGCCAGGCAAGAACCUCUUCAUGGCACACUAGCCUGGUUCAAGAAGCUUGGCGAUGAGGAAGGCAAAUUUGCCGAUCUGAUCAAGACGUGCUAUUAUCGCCUCCUCUGUAAAAAAGAUUGGUUCCCUGAUGACCUCGAGCGCAGCAAACUUACAGGCAUGGCCUAUCGAGCAGCUGCGGAUCACUGGCGGCAAACACAUAAUGAAAAAGGCAAGGAUACGGAAUACAUUACUUCUGGGGACUCUGUGAUGACCCAACCCCCUGAAGAUCACAACAAUGGCGAAGGUGGUGAAGACAAUGGCGAUGCUGAGCCUAACGAUCCCAAGGAUGAGCAGCACAAGGUUUCCCAUGGCAAGAACCCCAAGGAUGAGUUUGCAGACUGUGAGUGUGCGCAGUGUCGUAACCUUGCCUCCGAGUUCCGAGGCAACAUCGUCAAUGUUGCAAUUCGCCUUGUUGUCCAAGGAUAUGGACUCGAUCAGCCGGAUGGUGAUAUGGAAGGAACCGAUGAGGAAAUCAUUGCUGCUCAAGUUGCAAAGAUCAUCGAAGCAGAUAACUUUGAGUUCUCCAAAGACCCAGAUAACCCGCCCUCUGCAGACUCUGCCGCUGGAUAUCCAAUGACUACUCCUUUGUUGGAUGCCAUCACUUUAGCACACCUGUCUCUCACCUCGAGCACUGUAUACUCCUUUCCGUUAUUGGAAUGGAUUGCUAUUGUAGAUCUCUAUAACCAGACCAUUAUUCAAGAUGGUGUUGUCUGUCGUUCCUUUGCCUUUAGACAAAUUAUUCCUGGCUCGCAUCGUUUUAUGUCUGACCUGGCUCGUCUUACCUUCUUCACACCAUCCAAAUUGGUCACUGAUGAUGAUUACAAGGCAGUGGUCCCCUUCAACUCUAAUUGUGUGGCAGUAUUAAUCGCGGCGACUCAAUGUGCAUUCAUACGAUGGGAAACAGGAAUAUGUAGAAGGAAGUCCUUUCUGGAGUCGACUUAUAGUAAGAAGCAUGCCAAGGUGAUGGAGGAGAUCGCAGAGACUGUUCCGAAGAACAAAGGACUUUGGAGGGCAAUGCUGAAGAACUUUGAAGAGAUGGCCGAAGGUCAAAAUGCAAGAUUAUUGCCGAAGUAUUUGGUGACAGCGCAAAUGAAGAUGAUGAAGACAACAACACUGAUGGCCAUGAUGCUGGUCAGUCUGAUAACGAUUAAUAUGAACGACAUUGCGUGUGCUGAUACCAUUAUGCUGCAAGUCUUUAGUUGA